CCGCCCACCCCACCCAACGGAGGGCGCGCCCGGGCGAGGCGGGGCCGAGAAGAAAAGGCGCCACCAGAGAGUGGCAUCCGCUACCAACGCCGGAGGGAGAUCGAGAACCCCCUGGGCCCCAGCCCACCGGCGCCCAGGCUCCCCCGCCCUUAGGCCACCUUUCGCCCGCCUCCUGCCGCGAGCCAAGGCCGGCGCCCCGCCCGGAGAUGGGCAGACGCGCGGAUGGCGUGGCUCCCAGUGCCGCCAGAUCGCUGGAGCCCGGCGCCGGGGCGCUGCGCUGAAGCUCUCGAUCCGCGCUGCCUGGGAAGCCUGCAGGUGUCCUUGGCCGCUCGGCCGCCGGAGCCCAGAGCCCCGCGCCCCAGAGCGGCUCCGCCCCCCGGGCUCGGCGCUGCGCAGGACGCCCCGUCUGAGGCCCCCCCGCCCCAGCACGGCCCCCGCUGCGCAGCGCCAGCCCCGCGCCGCUCCUAGCCGCUGCCGAGCCGCGGACGCAGGACGGGAGGCUCGCUCCUGCGGGCGCGCUUGUUUUUCUGCGGCCGCCUCGCCCUGCGCAGCCCCCGCCCGCCUGAACGCCGCGCUCCGCUCAGCCCCGCCCGCCAUCUGAGCCCUGAGCUGGAUUUAUGAAUGGGGGGAAGAGGCCACAUGCCGCCGCCGCCGCCUCGUGUUGACCGCAAGCAGCCCGGGCCCGCGGAGCUCCGCCGGCUGCCGUAAGAGCGUCGGCCCGGCCCCGGCAGCCGCUCCGAGGACUUGUUGCUGCUGCGCUGCCGCCGCCGCGGGGAAGCCGGCCGCUCCCGGGACUCGGGAGCCGGAGGGUGGCCCCUGUGAGUGUGAGUGUGAGCGCGCGCGCGCCCCAGACCUUCGCAGUGAGCCUGGACUGUGCGCUAACUCGCCUUUUGAGGGUGAAAGGGGGGGCGUGUCCGGGGGCCCGAGCAUCUGAGUGUCCAGUCCUAGCCGGGGAGCGUGAGGGCUUGUUCCUGCCUCCCCGGGCCCCUCGCUUGGGUCCUCGGCUCGCCUUUUCCCUCCUGCCUCCCUCGCCGGAGCUGCCUGCCCAAACCCCAACCACCUGUGCACCGGAGAAACCCAACUCCUCCUGCUCCGCGCUCCGGGGGGAGGCAGGGGCAGGGCCAAGCCGCAGAGGGGGCCGCCGCCGCCUCCUGCCUCCUCCUCGUCUCCUCCCCCUCCCCCGUCUGACGCUGCCUCCUUGGGAAGGGUGUUUGGAGGGCAGCGGCCGCCCCAAGCCGAAGCCCCGCAGCGCUUCUUAUGAUCAGCUCGGUGUGUGUCUCCUCCUACCGUGGGCGCAAGUCGGGGAACAAGCCUCCGUCCAAAACAUGUCUGAAGGAGGAGAUGGCCAAGGGCGAGGCGUCGGAGAAGAUCAUCAUCAACGUGGGCGGCACGCGACAUGAGACCUACCGCAGCACCCUGCGCACCCUACCGGGCACCCGCCUCGCCUGGCUGGCGGAUCCCGACGGCGGGGGCCGGCCCGAGUCCGAUGGCGGCGGUGCAGGCAGCAGCGGCAGCAGCGGCGGCGGGAGCUGCGAGUUCUUCUUCGACCGGCACCCGGGCGUCUUUGCUUACGUGCUCAACUACUACCGCACCGGCAAGCUGCACUGCCCCGCCGACGUGUGUGGGCCGCUCUUCGAGGAGGAGCUCACUUUCUGGGGCAUCGACGAGACCGACGUGGAGCCCUGCUGCUGGAUGACCUACCGGCAGCACCGCGAUGCCGAAGAGGCGCUCGAUAUCUUCGAGAGCCCGGACGGAGGCGGCGGUGGCGCAGGGACCGGCGACGAGGCCGGCGAUGAUGAGCGGGAGCUGGCCCUGCAACGCCUGGGGCCCCAUGAGGGAGGUGCAGGCUCCGGCGCGGGGUCGGGGGGCUGCCGUGGCUGGCAGCCCCGCAUGUGGGCGCUCUUCGAAGAUCCCUACUCCUCCCGGGCGGCCAGGGUGGUGGCCUUCGCCUCUCUCUUCUUCAUCCUGGUCUCCAUCACCACCUUCUGUCUGGAGACCCACGAGGCCUUCAACAUUGACCGCAACGUGACAGAGAUCCACCGAGUGGGGAACACGACCAGCGUGCACUUCCGGCGGGAGGUGGAGACAGAGCCCAUCCUGACCUACAUCGAGGGCGUGUGUGUGCUGUGGUUUACACUGGAGUUCCUGGUGCGCAUCGUGUGCUGCCCUGACACGCUAGACUUCGUCAAGAACCUGCUCAACAUCAUCGACUUCGUGGCCAUCCUGCCCUUCUACCUGGAGGUGGGGCUGAGCGGCCUGUCCUCCAAGGCAGCCCGAGACGUGCUGGGCUUCCUGCGCGUCGUGCGCUUCGUGCGCAUCCUGCGCAUCUUCAAGCUCACACGCCACUUCGUGGGGCUGCGCGUGCUGGGCCACACCCUGCGUGCCAGCACCAAUGAGUUCCUCCUGCUCAUCAUCUUCCUGGCCCUGGGCGUGCUUAUCUUCGCCACCAUGAUCUACUAUGCCGAGCGCAUUGGCGCCAGGCCCUCCGACCCACGGGGCAACGACCACACCGACUUCAAGAACAUCCCCAUUGGCUUCUGGUGGGCGGUGGUCACCAUGACGACGCUGGGCUAUGGGGACAUGUACCCCAAGACGUGGUCGGGCAUGCUGGUGGGGGCGCUGUGUGCACUGGCUGGCGUGCUCACCAUCGCCAUGCCUGUGCCGGUCAUCGUCAACAACUUCGGCAUGUACUACUCCCUGGCCAUGGCCAAGCAGAAGCUGCCUAAAAAAAGAAAGAAGCACGUGCCCCGGCCACCCCAGCUUGAGUCACCCAUUUACUGCAAGUCUGAGGAGACCUCACCCCGGGACAGCACCUACAGUGAUACCAGCCCCCCUGCCCCAGAAGAGGGUAUGGUUGAGAGGAAACGGGCAGACUCCAAGCAGAACGGCGAUGCCAAUGCGGUGCUGUCCGAUGAGGAGGGAGCUGGCCUCACCCAGCCCCUGGCCUCUGCCCCCACCCCUGAGGAGCGCCGGGCCCUGCGACGCUCUGGCCCCCGAGACAAAAACAAGAAGGCAGCCGCCUGCUUCCUGCUCAGCGCCGGGGACUAUGCCUGUGCCGAUGGUAGUGUCCGGAAAGGCUGCGCAAAGUCCCGGAGUCUAAACAACAUAGCUGGAGCAGCUGGAACCAGUCUGGGGCUGUCUCCACUGGCAUCAAGAUACAGCUCACCCUACCCUCCAAGAAAGUCCCGCUCUCCCACCCCUUCCACCCUCUCACCAGCCCUCCACCUGGACAUCCGGCCCCUUAGCGGCACCCUCGGCUCUCCCCACCCCCGGGCACACACGCUCACAUGCCCUCCAGCCCUCAUACCUCCUGGGGCCUGA
This is a messenger RNA of Prionailurus viverrinus (fishing cat), 3321 nucleotides long. It is a transcript of the gene KCNC4, whose product is annotated as potassium voltage-gated channel subfamily C member 4. The record is from RefSeq and is a predicted model, not a curated record. Gene Ontology annotation, molecular function: protein binding; delayed rectifier potassium channel activity. Gene Ontology annotation, biological process: protein homooligomerization; potassium ion transmembrane transport. Gene Ontology annotation, cellular component: voltage-gated potassium channel complex; dendrite membrane; neuronal cell body membrane. NCBI's taxonomy places the organism in Eukaryota, Metazoa, Chordata, Mammalia, Carnivora, Felidae.